CACGCACCCCCCUGCUACGUCAGAAGCUCCCGGACCAGCUCCGAGUCCUGUCGGUGGGGGCAGCAGGAUGCUGGUGGAAGCCGAGGGGGCCGGCCGGGUGCCUCCGCAGCUCGGCUGGCAGGGCCCAGCGCGGUGUGUGCGGCUGCCGGUGCGAGCACCCCCGCCCCAACCCUCCCCAUGCAGCCCUGGCAGUGCCUGCGGCGCUUUGCCCUGGCCUGGUGGGAGCGGACGGCUGAGGGCAGCUCCCGAUCUCCCAGGGAGGAGGCCGGACCGAAGGACCCCGGGGGCCGAAGGGAGCCAGAUCCGGAGCGGAGCAGCCCCCCCAUGCUGUCUGCGGACGAUGCCGAGUACCCACGGGAGUACCGGACCCUGGGGGGCGGGGGCGGUGCGGGCAGCGGGGGCCGGCGCUUCUCCAACGUGGGGCUGGUGCACACGUCCGAGCGCAGGCACACGGUGAUCGCCGCCCAGAGCCUGGAGGCGCUCAGCGGGCUCCAGAAGGCGGACGCCGAGCGCAAGCGCGAUGCCUUCAUGGACCACCUGAAGAGCAAGUACCCCCAGCACGCCCUGGCCCUGCGCGGCCAGCAGGACCGGAUUCGGGAGCAGGUUGGCGGCUGGACCGUGGACCCCGUGUGCCUUCUCAGCUCCCUCUGCUCCCACCUCCAUGGCGACUCCGCCCCCUCCGGGGCUGGCCAGCCGGCCCAGCAGCCAAACUACUGGAGUUUCAAGACCCGCAGCUCACGCCACACUCAGGGAGCCCAGCCAGGGCUGGCAGACCAGGCAGCCAAGCUGUCCUACGCCUCAGCUGAGUCGCUGGAGACCAUGUCGGAGGCCGAGCUGCCUCUGGGCUUCAGUAGGAUGAACCGCUUCCGACAGAGCCUGCCCCUCUCCCGAUCUGCCAGCCAGAGCAAGCUGCGCUCACCAGGGGUGCUCUUCUUGCAGUUCGGGGAAGAGACUCGGCGCGUGCACAUCACGCAUGAAGUCAGCAGCCUGGACACGCUGCACGCGCUCAUCGCGCACAUGUUCCCGCAGAAGCUCACCAUGGGCAUGCUCAAGUCGCCCAACACCGCCAUCCUCAUCAAAGACGAGGCCCGCAACGUCUUCUACGAGCUGGAGGACGUCCGGGACAUCCAGGACCGCAGUAUUAUCAAGAUCUAUAGGAAGGAGCCGCUCUACGCCGCCUUCCCCGGCUCACACCUCACCAACGGGGACCUCCGGAGAGAGAUGGUGUACGCGUCCAGGGAGUCGUCCCCCACGCGGCGCCUCAACAACCUGUCGCCCGCGCCGCACCUGGCCUCUGGCUCGCCGCCGCCCGGGCUGCCGUCGGGGCUGCCGUCGGGCUCCCCGUCGCGCUCGCGCCUCUCGUACGCCGGGGGGCGCCCGCCCUCCUACGCGGGCAGCCCGGUGCACCACGCGGCGGAGCGGCUGGGAGGCGCCCCCGCCGCCCAGGGCGUCAGCCCCAGCCCCAGCGCCAUCCUGGAGCGGCGAGACGUGAAGCCGGACGAGGACCUGGCGAGCAAGGCGGGGGGCAUGAUGCUGGUGAAGGGGGAGGGCCUCUACGCCGACCCCUACGGGCUGCUCCACGAGGGGCGCCUGAGCCUGGCCGCGGCCGCCGCCGACCCGUUCGCCUACCCGGGGGCCGGCGGCCUCUACAAGCGCGGCUCGGUGCGCUCGCUCAGCACCUACUCGGCCGCCGCGCUGCAGUCCGACCUGGAGGACUCCCUGUACAAGGCGGCGGGCGGACCCCUCUACGGCGACGGCUACGGCUUCCGCCUGCCGCCCUCGUCGCCGCAGAAGCUGAGCGACGUGGCCGCGCCCCCCGGAGGCCCCCCUCCGCCGCACAGCCCCUACUCGGGGCCGCCCAGCCGCGGCUCGCCCGUCCGCCAAUCCUUCCGCAAAGACUCGGGCUCCUCCUCAGUCUUCGCGGAGAGCCCGGGAGGCAAGGCCCGCAGUGCCGGGGGCUCCUCGACGGCCGGAGUCCCCCCUCCCGAGCUCUUCCCCGGGCCCGGGGAGCGCCCGCUCGUUGGGUUCGGGCCGCCCGUGCCAGCGAAGGACACAGAGACCAGGGAGCGCAUGGAGGCCAUGGAGAAGCAGAUUGCCAGCCUCACAGGCCUGGUGCAGAGCGCCCUGCUGCGAGGCUCGGAGCCCGAGACCCCCAGCGAGAAGAUUGAAAGCUCCAAUGGAGCAGCCACGCCCUCAGCACCCUGCGGGUCCGGCAGCCGGAGCAGCGGGGCCACCCCAGUGUCCGGCCCUCCCCCACCCUCAGCCAGCAGCACCCCCGCGGGGCAGCCCGCCGCCAUCAGCCGUUUGCAGAUGCAGCUGCACCUGCGCGGCCUGCAGAGCAGCACCAGCGACCUGCGCGGCCAGCUGCAGCAGUUGCGGAAGCUCCAGCUGCAGAACCUCGAGUCGCUGCGCGCGCUGCUGAAGGGCACAGAGGCGGAGCUGAGCAUGCGCGUGUCGGAGGCGGCGCGGCGGCACGAGGACCCGCUGCAGCGACAGCGCACCCUGGUGGAGGAGGAGCGGCUGCGCUACCUCAACGACGAGGAGCUCAUCACCCAGCAGCUGAAUGACCUGGAGAAGUCGGUGGAGAAGAUCCAGAGGGAUGUCUCCCACAACCACCGGCUGGUGCCGGGCCCCGAGCUGGAGGAGAAGGCGCUGGUGCUGAAACAGCUCGGGGAGACACUGACCGAGCUCAAGGCUCACUUCCCAGGCCUACAGAGCAAGAUGCGGGUAGUUCUGCGCGUGGAGGUGGAGGCCGUGAAGUUCCUGAAGGAGGAGCCCCAGCGCCUGGAUGGGCUGCUCAAGCGCUGCCGCGGGGUCACAGACAUGCUGGCCCAGAUCCGAAGGCAAGUGGAUGAGGGUGUGUGGCCACCCCCCAACAACCUCCUGAAUCAGUCCCCUAAGAAGGUGACCGCCGAGACUGACUUCAACAAGAGCUUGGACUUUGAAAUGCCACCCCCCAGCCCUCCGCUAAACCUCCAUGAGCUGAGUGGGCCAGCUGAGGGGGCCCCUUCCACCCCCAAGGGGGGCAACCCCACCAAAGGCCUGGACACUCUUGGCAAGAGAAGCGUGGACAAGGCUGUGUCUGUGGAGGCUGCUGAGCGGGACUGGGAGGAGAAGCGGGCGGCCCUGACCCAGUAUAGCGCCAAGGACAUCAAUCGGCUGCUGGAGGAGACACAGGCGGAGCUGCUGAAGGCCAUCCCUGACCUGGACUGUGCGAGCAAGGCCCACCCAGGCCCGGCCCCCACCCCUGACCACAAGCCCCCGAAGGCCCCCCACGGCCAGAAGGCAGCCCCCCGAACGGAGCCCAGUGGAAGGAGGGGCUCAGAUGAGCUGACGGUGCCCCGGUAUCGCACGGAGAAGCCCUCCAAGUCACCCCCGCCACCCCCUCCCCGCCGGAGCUUCCCGUCCUCCCACGGCCUGACCACCACGCGCACCGGAGAGGUUGUGGUCACCAGCAAGAAGGACUCGACUUUCAUCAAGAAGGCCGAGUCCGAGGAGCUGGAGGUGCAAAAACCCCAAGUGAAGCUGCGCCGGACGGUGUCCGAGGUGGCCCGCCCGGCCUCCACCCCACCCAUCAUGGCCUCUGCCAUCAAGGACGAGGACGACGAGGACCGCAUCAUCGCGGAGCUGGAGGUGUUUGAGAGAAGCUCAGUGGCUUCCCUCCCCCCCACGCCCUGCCGCCAGCCGAUCCCUACCUUGCUGCCCCCCCAGGACUCAGGGCCCCCCGGGGGCUCAGCCCCCGGCCCCACAUGGAAGGCGGCCCUGGGUGCCAGGGCCUUGUGCAUCCCCCGGAUCAUCUUGACGGAGUGUGCCCCCGACCCUCCCUCCCCACCAGAGGCCAGGCUGGAGGAGCCCGGUCCCAGAACGACCCCCACCCCCAGACCCCGGACCCUGGUUGGCAGUGGGAGGGCCCCGCCAGAGGUGGUGGCCGAGGCUUCCAGGCCCAGCAGCAGCUGGGUGCCCGAGAAGCCAGGGGCACCUCUGAAGAGACAGGGCUCAGGGGGCUACAGUCCGGAAGAGGGAGGAGCCAGGGUCCCCUGCUCUCGGGGACCAGCCCCAGACAGAACUCAAGAGCCCUCCACUGCCGAGACCAGAGAAGACCACCCAGAGGAGACCCCCAAGGACUCUGGACACGACGCCCCACCUGGCAGCGGGCAGUGUGAGGGCCAGCCCGGUGCUGGCCUCGGCGGCACAGUGAGGGGUGCCACCCCCCAGCGGAUGGACAGCCUGGAAGAGACGCUCCGGGAGCUGGAAGCCACGCUGAGCCAGAUGGGCACGGCCCCCUCCGAGAGGCCCCUUGGCAGCCUCCCACCCCUGCCCCCCAGGCCCAAGGUGGCUGCCUCCUCCCCUGUUCUCCCCUCCUGCCUUAAUGCUCCAGUCUCUCCAUCUUCAGAGCUGGAGGGAGUUGGGGGCUGCAGGAGCACCCAGACAGCCCCCUUCUCCCACUGGCCUUCUCUCCGCUCCUGCCACCCUCCUGGGAGCCUGGCGACGGGCAGGGUUUGCAGGCUGAGCCCUUGGAGGCUGGGAAGCUGGCCUCCACAGGGACCAGCCCAUCCAGGCCUGGCAGGGACCAGGGCCUCUCCUCUGCUCUGUAUCUGUAAACCAACAAAUAAAGUUUUCUCACUCUUUCCCCCCGCUCCCCGCCCCUCCUGUGUGACUCUUUCUGUCUCUGUCGUUCUCUGCCUGCGCCUCUGGACUCCCAGGGCCCUUCCGGGCAGGUCUGGUACCUCGAGUGGUUCAGGGGGCUGGACUGGUCCGUCUUAGGGAGACUGCACCCCCAUCUCCCAUUGGGAGGAGAUGUGGGCCUGGGGCUGCCAAUCCUGCUCUGUUUGCCAUUAUAAAGACCCCCCCACUCCCCCAUCUCAGACCUGCUCUCCUGGGCUCAGGAUGGUGCCCCUUGCUGGGAGUGGGGGUGUUACAUUAGAAGUGGCUCCCCCAAGGGGUGCCAGCUGCCUCUGGGCUCUCCAAGGAAACCACCACCGAGUUCUCACUGGGGAGCUGAGUGGUGAGGAACCUAGCGGGUACCCCUGCCACCUCUCAGGGAGGCCUUAGACCUGGCCUCAGAGAGUGGCCCUGAGUCCUGGGCAGGGGUGUGGAGCCUGGAGGGGUCUCCAGGGCCCACUGAAGAGGUCCUAGCCCCAGAGACCCCGCCUAGUGCCUGGGACUCCUGUUCCCCC
Molecule: messenger RNA, 5177 nt
Organism: Myotis daubentonii (Daubenton's bat)
Lineage: Eukaryota; Metazoa; Chordata; Mammalia; Chiroptera; Vespertilionidae
Gene: SRCIN1
Product: SRC kinase signaling inhibitor 1
Exons: 20
Coding region: 178-4764 (1528 amino acids)
Biological process (GO): regulation of dendritic spine morphogenesis
Cellular component (GO): cytoplasm; postsynaptic density; actin cytoskeleton
Source: RefSeq, a predicted model, not a curated record